This is a messenger RNA of Cylicostephanus goldi, 240 nucleotides long. The record is from the annotation of a GenBank genome assembly. NCBI's taxonomy places the organism in Eukaryota, Metazoa, Nematoda, Chromadorea, Rhabditida, Strongylidae.
AUGGAGGAAAAGGACAAGAAGGACAUCACCGGCUAUCGUCGUCUCACAUUCGCUGGCGUCACAGUGUCGGCGAUAGCGUCGAUGACGUCGAUAAUUAUUGUCCCACUUCUAUUCUCACAUGCACAACGGAUACAGUCGCAACUGGACGUGGAACUGCGUUUUUGUGUAAUGAGCACACAUAAUCUGUUUGACGAACUGUUGAAGGUAGGCGCUGUUGGCUGUGCUAGGUACGAUGAUUGA